This is a messenger RNA of Pantherophis guttatus, 1246 nucleotides long. RefSeq names its product vitelline membrane outer layer protein 1-like. NCBI's taxonomy places the organism in Eukaryota, Metazoa, Chordata, Lepidosauria, Squamata, Colubridae. The record is from RefSeq and is a predicted model, not a curated record.
AAGACUUUUCUGUUUCAAGAAGCAGAAUGGUUUCCAUGGAUCUCUCUGCCAGCAUCACUCUUCUCUUGACUAUCUCCUGCUGCCUGUGGAAUACCGAAUCUCGAACGUAUUCUUCCGUGCUCAGUGUGCCAAAUGGGAGUUCUUGGGGUGAAUGGGGUCCAAUUUCAUUUUGCUCUUCUGGCUAUGCUAACGCCUUCUCCCUGAAGGUGGAAAAAGACAAUUGGACUCUUGACAAUACAGGUCUGAAUGGAAUCCGCUUGUACUGUGAUGACGGCACAGAAAUUGAGUCUAGAGUUGGACCGUGGGGAACGUGGACCAGAAACCUAUUCUGCAAUAAAAGCUAUUUGGUUUCUUAUUCUCUGAGAGUGGAACCACGUAAAGGAAUUCUUGAUGAUACAGCAGUUAACAACAUCAAGUUCAAAUGCAGUGAUGGUGUUGGCCGGAGAGGCUUUGGCACUACAUUGGGUAAAUUUGGCCCAUGGAGCCAGAGCUGCCAAUCAAAUGGUAUAUGUGGGAUGAGAACAAGGAUGGAGGAUGCACAGGGCCUUGGUGAUGAUACAGCACUCAAUGAUGUGGUUUUUUACUGUUGUUAAUGGUUGAUACAUGUUUCCUCGCCUCUAAAUAUACUUUUGCUAUGUAUUUUCAAAGACUGUUAAUUAUAGUUAAAUAUUAACUUGAGAAUAAAGGGUGUGUUUGUGCAUAAUGUGGUAGUACAAGGUAACCAUUCCCCCAAGUGUUACCUCUUCAAACAGUCCAGAUUAGAGAGGCAUAAGGAAAGUAGCAGAAACCUCAAGCACUGCAAGUGAUUGACUGUCUUCCCUCUCACCAUUUUGAUCCAAGUCAUAGCACCAAGCUAUAAUACCAUACCAUGCUUGCUUGCAUGCCAAUAAAACUAUGUUGCAUCUUCUGUAUUUGGUGGGAGUAUGAAUAGAAUUUCUUCUGCAUGAUUCAUUUUCAAUAACUUUUUCAACCUAAUGUUCCCAAUUAUUUUUGCUGCUGAAUAUACAUGUCCCUGGAUGAAGUUGAAAGAUCUAAUCUGGGUUGGUCACUGGGACCAGAGGUUUUGUCUUCCAAGCUUUCAGACUUGUGCUGGAGCCCAUCUUCAGGGAACUUCUCUCUAUCAGAGAGAAGACUGUGUGUGGUAUUUAUAGUAUCUAUUGUAAGUUAGAUGUUCAACAUUCCAAAAUGUCUAAGCAUUUCUGAAUCCAGCUGUGUGGAAUAGAAUAAAAUGCUUUCUUAUAGUCAA